AUGAGUUCAGAAGCAGUGAAGAAUGAGGACUCGGCUCUAACGGGUGGCAGUUCAUCCCUAAUUGGCGCCAUGACGGCUGGUGGACGCUCUAUGGUAUACCAGCUGACAUCAUUUUACCUCCGCACGCCUGUCAAAUUGUUCAGACCCGCAAGGUUUGACUACUUGCAUUACCUUCGCGUGCUAUUAGUAGGAGAAGACAAAGCCCAAACUCACAUCGAAAAAGCGCCCCAGUCGAGAUUUUUGAAGUUCUGGAAUCCACGCUACUUUUACUAUUUGGAAAACUCUUCUAUCGGGCUAUUGACAAAGGGCCUAAACAAGUAUGGCUGGAAAGUCAUUCCUGAGAGGGUGCUUCCACCCCUAGUUGCAAAUUCUGUUGCAGGCGUGGUCCUUUACACGACAUACCUUACAACUCUGGAUCACUUUGACAAAGUCAAUAAUCCAGAGUCUACAAAUCACCGACCGUUGGACGUCAUGAGAGCUGGGUUUUUGGCAGGCGCCGCCCAGGCACUUACCUCGGCACCCAUUGACGCCAUCUACACGAGGUCUACAGUCGAUCAACUAAUUUCGCACGCAAAGACUUAUGACAAUCUGUGGGUGUAUGGAUUCAAAAAACUUCAAGAAAUUGGGCUUGUUGGAUGCUUCGGUGGGUUUGGUCUCUCACUAGUUAAGGAGUGCACCGGCUUUGCCGCCUAUUUUACUGUUUUCGAGGUUUUUAAGGGUCAAAUCUGCCAAUGGACUAUUGAUUUUAUGAAACACUAUCGCGAACUCAAAUUCUCCAUUCGUCAAUCCAAGAUUGCUAGGUUGUUCCAGGAAGAGUCAGAAGAGGACUUAAACGAUAUCGACCCUGUAUUCAUGAGCACAAGAGAAGAAAGUUGGUUUCGUAAAGCAUUCGUCUUUGUUGGGGGUGUUUCCGCUGCUCUUCUUUUACAAAUGAUCCAGUACCCAUUUGCUAAGCUGCAGAAAAUGCACCUUUCGCGACUGGAGGUUUUAGACAUGUACAGCAAGGCGAAAAUCGCAGAUGAGGCCAAACCUGCCACUUCCACAAUCUCACCGAAGCCAAACCAUAUCAGAAUUAAGCUAAGGCCAAAAAGCCGAAGACUUUUUCACAUCUAUUACCAUUCUUAUCUUGACACUUUUCAGCACAUCUAUUUUAUUCAAAAGAACACGGGGUCUACUUUAAGAUGGCUCUACAAGGGCUUUACUAGGAACACUUUAGCAAUAAUUCCUGGCACUACGGCCGGCCUACUACUUUUGGAAGUAAUGAGAAACAAAUUGAGUGAAAACGUCUCUGAGUCCUCAUCCAAAUUUUCAAAAUUCCAACACUAA
Molecule: messenger RNA, 1326 nt
Organism: Lachancea thermotolerans CBS 6340
Lineage: Eukaryota; Fungi; Ascomycota; Saccharomycetes; Saccharomycetales; Saccharomycetaceae
Product: KLTH0H14190p
Exons: 1
Coding region: 1-1326 (441 amino acids)
Biological process (GO): mitochondrial L-ornithine transmembrane transport
Molecular function (GO): L-ornithine transmembrane transporter activity
Source: RefSeq, a predicted model, not a curated record